AUGCAGCUGCCACUUCUCCUCGCUGCGCUUUCUGCGCAGGCAGUCCUCGCCGCACCCCGCAUCAAAAGAGAUGCCCUCAAAUCAUGUGUGGAGGAGGUUUUUGGAGGGAACGCAGCCCUGCGCAUCGUGACACCGACUGAUCCUACAUACCACGAUGCGAGGAUUGGAGAGGCCAUCCACUUCCUCGGAUACUCCGCCCUCCAAGACGCUCUCGUUAUCGACAUCACCCACAUCGACUACGUCAACAUCGCAGCAGACAAAAAGACCGCCACCGUCGGCGCCGGCAUCCGCUUCGGCGCCCUGUACACGGCCCUCGGGCAGCAAGGCCUCGACUGGACAGGCGGCAUCUGCCCCACCGUCGGUAUCUCGGGCUUCCUCUCCGCUGGUGGCUUCAACAUGCAGAUGCGCCAAAACGGCCUCGGCGUCGACAACGUCGAGUCCGCAAAGGUAGUCACCUCGGACGGCUGCGUCGUGACGGCCUCCCGCGACGAGAAUGCCGACCUCUUCUUCGCCAUCCGCGGCGGCGGCGGCGGGUCCUACGGCAUCGUCAUCGAGUGGACGCUGCGCAUGUACGAGUUCCCCCGGUCCGCCAUGGUGUACCUGCAGUGGAACGGCUCCGACACGCGGUUUGAUAUUGCAAAGACGUUCCACGAGUGGGCGCCCCGCGCGGACGCCGCCCUCAGCUCGCAGGUGAACUUGUACAAGAACCGGACCGACGUGAUUGGGUGGUGCUACGGCUGCACGCUCGACAAGCUGCAGGGCAUGGUGAACGCCUCCGGCCUCCUUGCCAUUGGCAAACCGGCGGCCUACAUCUCAGGCGGGUGCAACACCAUCAACGCCCGCCUCUUCGGCUACGGCGUCAACGAGUGCGGCGCCGACGAGGCCGUCGCGCAAGUCGCGCCGUUUGUCGUCAACACGAUCCAGCAGCCGUUUAUUCAGAUCCCCGGGUACGCAAACUUCACCUACAACGAGACGACAAAGGCGCCCGAGCUACCUCCCGCACAGCCCUGGGCGCGCUUCAUCCGCCUGUCGAAAUCCUUCAUGGUCCAAAAGGAUAAGCUGCUCACAGACGAGACGAUGAGGAACGCCAUCUCGCGGAUCGACGAGCUCGACGAUGCGGCGCAGGGAUGGAUUGAGUGGCACGCGUGGAACAUUUCGGUCGCGGGCGAUGCGGCGUUUGCGUGGCGCGAGCAGGCGUAUUCGCACAUGGAGUUCAUUGUGUCCAGCUCCGCGGAUGAGAAGGUCCAUGCUGGCUAUGUGAAGUGGUUCAAGAGCCUGGAGGACUACCUGCGUCCGCUUGUUGGAAUGGCAAGCUACUCGGGCUACAUGGACGACACGAUUUCUACUCCUACGCUUGAUUCGUACUAUGGCGGCAACGUCGCAAAGCUGUCUCAAAUCAAGUCCAAGUACGAUCCCCAGGGCUUCUUCGCGAACACCAUAAUCUGGCUCAAGACCUCAGACCAAUCCUUCGCAAUCCACAAGUCCCUCCUAGUCGAGUCAUCAAAGUACUUUCAACGCUGCCUCGACGGGCCCUUCGCCGAGUCCCACACAAACACAAUCGACCUCAACGACACCGACGGCGAUGCAGGCUCAGACGACGGCGAAGCCAACGUCAGCAUCAGCCCGCUAACCCUAGGCACCUACGUGAAACUAUGCUACUUCACCCGCCUCACAGCUCAACGCGUCAAACGCUGCCGCCGCAACGCGGCGGACCACCCGGGCGAGGACGCCGUCUACUACGAGGUGUCCCCCUUCUCCCUGAAACCCUGCGACAUGCACACCCCGCACGACCUGACGGAGCUCGUCGACAUGUGGUCCCUCUGCGACCGCUUCCACGACGACCUGCUUCUGGGCAAAGUAUCCACCGCCAUUCGGGAGACGCUCGACGUCGGGGCCACGAAGCUCGGUGGCGGCGGGGACGCACAGCAGCAGCAGCACGGCGCCGAGUGGUGGGUCUUCAACUUCGCCAACGGCUACGUCGCGCUGGCGAGCCUUCACCGGCGGAGGGACGACGACGUCGAAGGGUUGAUGGAGAGGUUGCGGGAUCUGUUUGUGCAGAACUGUUCGCCGGCUUCGUGGGAGAGGCUUGCGGGCCAGUUGCCGAGCGAGUUUGUGGUUGCGGCGUCGAUUGCGUUCCAGGCCAAGAUGGCCACGCUGAUGCCGCACGAGGCGGCGAUUGCGAGGGUGAAUGGGGCGAGUUUGUGUUAUGAGUGUAAGACUAGGGUCCAGACGGCUUUGAAGAGAUGA
Messenger RNA from Colletotrichum fioriniae, 2247 nucleotides. The record is from RefSeq and is a predicted model, not a curated record. Lineage: Eukaryota; Fungi; Ascomycota; Sordariomycetes; Glomerellales; Glomerellaceae.